CCCUUUUAGGGGAUUUGGUGGUGUAGACAAAACAUUCAAAGAUCUUGUUCUUAAUCUUCUCUUCAAUUUUUCUCUCUUUUUUCUCACUCUGAAAACCUUCAAUAAAUUUUAAGAGAUGGAGCUGGCCUUAAGCUUGGGAAACAGUGGUGUAGUGAGUAACAGUGUAGGCUUCUGUAUGGGAUCAUUAUCAUCAUUAUCAGCUGUAACAAGAUCAACGGUUGAGAAAUUAGAAGGAGAUAAUGAUGAGAAUAGUAUGAAAAAUGAUGAUCAUGAUCAUGAUGAUAGAAAGGAAAACGUGAUUUCUUGUUUGUCAUCAGAUCCAUCACCUCUACAACUUGAUCUUCUACCGUUUUCCCCUGUUCCUCGUUCCACCCAACCACCUCCUCCUCUUCGCUUUCCUUGGCUUGCUGAUAAUUUGAGUUCAGAACCGGGUUCAUCAGGCGGUUCAAGAUUAAAACCUUCAGAACAAAAGCGACGAGCAACAGUGGUUCCCACAAAGGCGGAAGAAGGGGAGGAGCAGUCGUCACCAAACAGUGGAACGUCGUCGUUUAUGGAGUUUUCACUGUAUACAAGUAAAAAUAACAAUGGAGGAAAAGGAGUAAUGAUUAGAAGAGAAAACGGAAAUAAUAAUUCUAAUAAUAAUAAUAAUAUUUUGAAAAAUGGUUCAGAAGAAAUAAUAGGAAUAGGAAUAGGAACAGGUGGAGGAGGAGUAGGAGGAAAUGAUGAAAGAGGAAGUGAUGAUGAGGAGAAUGGAUCAAGUAAGAAAAAGCUUAGACUUUCUAAACAACAAUCGGCAUUUCUUGAACAAAGUUUUAAAGAGCAUCAUACUUUGAACCCUAAGCAAAAGCUAGCAUUGGCAAAACAACUGAAUCUUCGGCCUCGUCAAAUUGAAGUUUGGUUUCAGAAUAGACGAGCCAGGACAAAGUUGAAGCAAACAGAAGUAGAUUGUGAGUAUUUAAAAAAAUGCUGUGAGACAUUGACAGAAGAGAACAGAAGGUUACAAAAAGAGCUUCAAGAAUUAAGAGCCUUGAAAACAUCUCAGCCUUUCUUCAUGCAACUUCCUGCCACUACUCUUACUAUGUGUCCUUCUUGUGAACGUGUCACCCCCACUUCCACGUCCUCCGUCACUGUCGCCGCCGCCUCCUCCUCUGGCCCCGCCACUCCCUCCACGUCCGAACCUGUCGCUAAACCCGCUACCACUUCCGGAACUGCUUCAAAAGGCACUAAUGAUAUCAAGUUAUCUCUCGGGAAGCCUACUUCAUGAGAUAUGCUUAACUUUGCUACUUUUGUAUUUCUAACGUUGUUCUCUUAAUGAAAAUGGCCCCACAUCCUUAUAAAUUGAGGUAACACAUAAAUUAUUAUUUUCUUCAAAAUUAAACUAAGAAAUGUUUGAUAACUAACUGUUGUUGUUGGUUUGUUUGACUGAAAGUGUUUGCUGUUUUUCUUGGCUUUUAAGUUAGUUGAAAAAGCUAGCUGCUUGUAAAUAUGUUUGGUAAAUUUGAGUAUUAGUUGUUGGCUAUUUAUUAGAUAAAAAGUGAGCCAACAAGCCAAAAGUCAACCAAAAAAGCUAGCUGGAGCAACUUUUUCAUUUUGGUUUAAAAGCUAGUUAUCAAACACUUUUUGUGUUUGUUUGACCAAUCAAUAAGCAAAAAGCCAACCAAAAAACCAACCGAAAAGCUAACUAUUAAACGCCCCUAAACAGUAACAAAUUCGAUAGAAUAUAAGAAUAUAGUUUGCGUGUUAAUUCCUUUUCCUAAUUUAAACUCUUUUUGGUUGGAAUUAUUCAACUAAUUUUGGGUGGUCGUGGUAAUAUGAUAGAUAUAAUAUUAGUUUUUUUAGUUUUUUUGUCUUUUUGAAUUUGCAAUGUAUAAUUAAAAUUUUUUAUGUAUUUGAGCUAUAUUGUAAAACUUAAAGGAACUGAGAGAGUAGUGAUUUUGUUGAGUGAUUGGAGA
Amaranthus tricolor (Joseph's coat) is the source of this 1952-nucleotide messenger RNA. RefSeq names its product homeobox-leucine zipper protein HOX11-like. Gene Ontology annotation, biological process: regulation of DNA-templated transcription. Gene Ontology annotation, molecular function: sequence-specific DNA binding; DNA-binding transcription factor activity, RNA polymerase II-specific. The coding region runs from base 116 to 1264 and encodes 382 amino acids. The record is from RefSeq and is a predicted model, not a curated record. The transcript is spliced from 4 exons. NCBI's taxonomy places the organism in Eukaryota, Viridiplantae, Streptophyta, Magnoliopsida, Caryophyllales, Amaranthaceae.